This is a messenger RNA of Gorilla gorilla gorilla (western lowland gorilla), 4677 nucleotides long. It is a transcript of the gene PPP1R3E, whose product is annotated as protein phosphatase 1 regulatory subunit 3E. The transcript is spliced from 4 exons. NCBI's taxonomy places the organism in Eukaryota, Metazoa, Chordata, Mammalia, Primates, Hominidae. The coding region runs from base 426 to 1265 and encodes 279 amino acids. Gene Ontology annotation, biological process: regulation of glycogen biosynthetic process. The record is from RefSeq and is a predicted model, not a curated record. Gene Ontology annotation, cellular component: protein phosphatase type 1 complex. Gene Ontology annotation, molecular function: glycogen binding; protein phosphatase 1 binding.
AAAGGUUGAGUAGCUUCACUCGGGACCGAAAAGGUGGAGUCCCCGCCCCCUGGUGCAGCAGCGAAGACAAGCGGAGCCACCUGUCAGAGGGCUGUGGGCGGGGGCGCCCGGGCCGUGAGGGCCUUGGAACCGGAGGGUGAGUGCCAUUGAGCGCACGCUCAGAGCAGACCGCUAGCAGGAGGCAGGAUGUGAUAGUCUAAGACCCUGGAAGCUGACGGCCAGAGGGAGGGAAGGGUGGUCACAGAGGAGAGGCAAAGCAACGGGAGGUGGAGGAUCCUGGAGGUGACUGCAAGGAGAAUACACAGCAGCGAUGGGCUGCUGAAGCGGACCCAGCGACUUCUGCGCUGACGCGUGGCGGGCGGGAGAGAGGAAGAGAGGGGAGCGCGGUGGCGCUGCGAGCUGGCCCCGCCAGGGAAGGGGCUGCCAUGUCCCGUGAGCGGCCCCCGGGCACCGACAUUCCCCGCAACCUGAGCUUCAUCGCCGCGCUAACGGAGCGCGCCUACUACCGUAGCCAGCGGCCCAGCCUCGAGGAGGAGCCGGAGGAGGAGCCAGGCGAGGGCGGGACGCGGUUCGGGGCCCGAUCCCGCGCUCACGCACCGAGUCGGGGCCGUCGGGCCCGCUCUGCACCAGCCGGAGGCGGCGGGGCCCAGGCGCCCCGCAGCCGUAGCCCAGACACCCGCAAGAGAGUGCGUUUCGCCGACGCACUGGGAUUGGAGCUGGCUGCCGUGCGCCGCUUCCGUCCCGGUGAGCCGCCCCGGGUGCCCCGCCACGUGCAGAUCCAAUUGCAGAGGGACGCCCUCCGCCACUUCGCGCCCUGCCAGCCCCGCGCCCGCGGCCUCCAGGAGGCGCGCGCCGCCCUGGAGCCGGCCAGCGAGCCCGGCUUCGCCGCCCGCUUGCAGGCGCAGCGCAUCUGCCUGGAACGCGCCGAGGCGGGCCCGCUGGGCGUGGCCGGGAGCGCGCGCGUGCUGGACCUGGCCUACGAGAAGCGCGUGAGCGUGCGCUGGAGCGCCGACGGCUGGCGGAGCCAACGCGAGGCGCCAGCCGCCUACGCCGGUCCGGCCCCGCCCCCGCCGCGCGCCGACCGCUUCGCCUUCCGCCUGCCCGCGCCGCCGAUUGGGGGCGCCCUGCUCUUCGCCUUGCGCUACCGUGUGACAGGUCACGAGUUCUGGGACAACAACGGCGGCCGUGACUAUGCUCUACGUGGGCCCGAGCACCCGGGCAGUGGCGGAGCCCCGGAGCCGCAGGGCUGGAUCCACUUUAUCUGAGACGAGGCGCCUGCGGCCGACGGCGGAAAACACCAAAGGCACCUGGCCACUGCUCCUUGGUCCUUGGCAUUAUGACGGGAUUCCCUUGUCACCUCUGACAGUUCCUGGCUGCGGUGUCCGCGGACUGGCUGGGGAGUGAUGACAGGUAGCCAUCAGAGCUCCAGCCUCCAGGCAGCUUUAGGGAUUAAAACGGAGGCCAAAGCAACUCCAGACCUGUUUUUAUAGCCAAAUACUGAGCCUCAGGGGUUGUACACUCAGGGGCUUCCGGGAAAAUGCCAGCCUUACUUUUCUGGGGUGCCUUUUAAUAACCUCCAAGCACUUUAUGGACUGUUUGUCGAGGGACGGUGAAUCAGAAGAAUCACUAUUCUGAUUUCCUUUGUCUCCGAAGAGGAAGUCCCUGACUAGCUAUAUAACUUUGGGCAAGUUACCUCUCACCUCUUUGUGCCCCAGUGUUUUCCUUGGGAAACUGGAUUUAGGUUAGAUGAUCUUUUAAGGCUCCUUGUAUGAUAUUUUGUGAUCUGUACAUGGCAGAGUAUAGAUUAGAAGCCACAUUUUCCAACCUAGUGCUAUGGUUCAGAAUACAUAGCACCCCAAGCGUCUGGCUGGAGCCGAGGAUGGGUCCUCCAGUUUUUGGCACAGAUGUACCGGAGCCCAGGAAGCAUCCCAUAACCAACCUUCAGCCCCACCGCCACCCCAGCGUAUUCCAGAGCCGCUUCCAAACCACAGCCUAUCCUCUGCUCCAUUUCGCUCUUGCCCUCACAGACUUUCAGCCUCCAUGCUCUGAGACAACUGUGGGUAGGUACAUCUCUGUUGGUGAAAAUGAUGCUUAAGAACCCCAAAGAUUAAAGGAAACAAUGUUAAGGGCCUUUGUGAGGAUAAAAGAUAAUGGGUAUAUGGAAUAGAAACAUUUCAAAUGAAGAAUCAAAGCAUUUCAAUCAAUUCACUUGGUUGUAACAAAAACAAAAACAAAAAAACACCAAAGCAACUUGAAUAGUAAAUGGCACCAGAAGAUGGCAGUCUGCUCCAUAACCAGAGCAAGUGCAGCGGGAAAGCUGGACUCUCAUACCCACUCAUAUUCAUGCCUUAUAUAAGCCUCUCCUCCUGGUUAACCUUAACAGGGGAGUGAUUCCUCUGCUGGUUGCUGUUUUUCCUUUUCUCUUUCCCUAUUCCUAACCUCUUUGCUUCUCUCUUUCUUUCCUUGUGUCUCUCCCUUCUCUUUUCUUUUUUCUUUUAACAUAUAGGGUAUUUUUUUCUUUUAACAUAUAGGGUAUUUACCUUCAUUUUGUUUAUUUCCAUUUGUUUCCUUCUUCAUUCAUGUUCAUCUCUGCUAUUCCUUCUCCCUCCAGAAGGGAUGGAAACCCUAUUUUCUUUUCUCCAAGACCAUGGUUGGUCUGCUUCCCUCACUCGGGCUCCUUGACAGUCUUCUAGAAGAGAGAAGGAGGAAAAGAAGCAGUUCCUGAUGUUACAAAUGAACAAGGAUCUCCCAGGAAAAGAUCAUAGUUUCUGAUUGUGCUCUGCCUUCCCAUCCUGCCAAUCUCCUGGACUGGCUUGGAGAAGACGGGGCCGCCGAGCUUCAUCUGUGACUCAAAGGAGUUUGCUGCUGUCUCCUGUGUCAGUGUCCCAUCUAUGCAGGAUCAGCACGGGACCCCCCUCACCUUCCUACUUACACUCUAGCCUUUCCAUACAUUGGAAUUCUCUCCUGGCCCUAGCCAGCGCUCCACACCUGUUGGUGUGCCACCUCCCUCCCUCUUCCCCCACUGGCCUUGAAGAGGCAAACCCCCUAAUGUUGCCACUGGGUUGGGUCCAUGACUAGGACACCUGCUAGAGGGUCUGUGCUUGGGCCUUUUCUAGGAAUCCUGAUGUUACUGGGUAAGUGCCAACUCUGUGGGCAGAAUGCUAAUGAUAAUCCUGUUCCCUAACCUCUCUCAGAAGUACCCUGGCUCACUCUCCCCAAUCUCAGCUUUAUAGAACAACAUUUUGGUCUUGAUUAUUCCCAUAUCAAGCUGCCCCAGGGCUUCGGUAAGCUGUUAGUUGCCCCACUGCCUCAAGGCUGGGUCUGGCUGAGCUACUUUCUUAUGCACACAAAUAAUGGGUGUCUCCUUGGAACCUGACACAAAACUAUCAGUGCUACCAAGCCUUGUAAAAUAGGGAAGAAACUAAUAUUUCUUGAGUGGCUUCUGAGUGCCUGGUGCUUUCGCGGCUCUCUGGAGAGAUUCCUUGCCCUGAUGCCUUUGGUGUGUACUCCUCUCCCAGGACUUCAGCACUGAGAUUUUCCCAACCCCCUGGCUUUUCCUCACCUUGGGUUGAGUUGAUCCGGCACUACCACAAACCCCACCAUCUGCAAACCAACCAAGAUUAGGCAGUAUGCCCUUUCCGUCUUGCACUGCUCUUCCAAAACUUCCAUCUGUAUUUCUCACACCCUCAGUAAGCAAAGCUGAGUGUGCGGGGACAGAGCUGCAUCCACUGCUUUCUCCCAGCGGGUGCAGUCUAAUCUGACACGGGGAACGCUAGGAGUUUAGCGGAAUCUUCAGCCACCCUAUUAAUGUGUUACGCAUUAGGCAUUGUAGUGGAAACUCCUCUGACGGCUGAUGACUAUAUGAACAGGAGCAAUUUGGAAUAUAACAUGUCAGCCGUGGACUGGGAGGUGCCGUAAGAGAAAACACUACCAGGGUCAUAGGCUUGGGUCCUUGAGGCAACCCAGCAGGGACACUGUUGCCCAUUCCUCUCAUCCAGACUGCAGGUAUCUUCCUACACCUCCCUGUCCCAUAGCCUCCGUCCUGUUUUUUGUUGGUUUGUUUUUCUUUGUGAAUGUAGAAAACCAUUUCAUCAUGAGCCCUAGCUCCUCAGUUUUCCAUCUAACACCCACAUUCCCUUGUUUCUAACUGCUGGGUUUUUCUGGAGCCUGCUGGGAUCUUUGCAGUUUGCAGAUCAUAGAAUCAGACAUGAAAAGGCUUCUCUUCAGACGUCAUUGGUUCCUGGCUCCUUUGCAGAUGAGAACACAGGUCCAGAGGUGAGAAAUGACUCUAGCAGGGUCAUAGAAUUUGUUAGUGCAGCUCAAGAUGGGACUUAAACUCAGGCCUCCUGAUCACAUCCCAUUCCUAGGCUAGGAAACAGGUCUCUGCUGGGUGUGGUGGUUCAUACCUGUAAUCGCAACACUUUGGGAGGCUGAGGCAGGAGCGUUGCUUGAGUCCCGGAGUUCGAGACCAGUCUGAGCAACACAGUGGGACCCUGUCUCUACAAAAACUUUAAAAAUUAGCUGGGCAUGGUUGCACACAUCUGUAGUCCCAGCUACUCGGGAAGCUGAGACAGGAGGAUCGCUUGAGCCCAGGAGCUGGAGGUUACUGAGCUAUGAUCGCACCACUGCACUCCAGCUUGGUGACAGUGAGACCCUCAAAAAAAAAAAAAAAGAAAA